UUACUUAUGCAUUAUAUUUGUAUACUUCUGCAGUUCUGUAAACUUUUUGUCGUACAGUUACCAGCUGUACAAAAGCUGAACAUCAAUACUGACUGUCCAGGAAUCCCGCGCUCUUCUGUGACGCGCGCGAGCGUUCUGUGCACUCUCGAGCUCAACUCAUUCAUCACGUCACUGCCCACGAGCGACGCGCGCUCACACGGAUACGCUUCUGUCAGUGCUGAGGAUUUGUGCGGCUCUGUGGGAUUGGGCGCUGAUUAUAUUUCCUUUUUCUUUCUUUUUUUUUUUUUUUUUUAAACGGAAGCACUGGGUUCUUCUCAUUUUGCAGUUGUAGUUCCUUUCAGAGUAGAAUAGAAGCUGGUUUGGUGCACAGCAUUUCUUUUCAUCUCAGUAAAGUUACUAAAAGUGCAGUUCUGGGAGGUUUUAUUCGGCUCUGUUCGGUUGUAUUUGGUUCAGAAGGGAUGAUGAUGGGGACUUUACGCGACCUCCAAUACGCGCUUCAGGAGAAAAUUGAAGAACUGAGACAGAGAGACGCGCUCAUUGACGAACUGGAGCUCGAACUGGACCAGAAAGAUGAACUGAUUCAGAAACUGCAGAACGAACUGGAUAAGUACCGCUCCGUAAUUCGCCCGGCGACCCAACAGGUCCAAACCCGCUCGGAGCUGCAGGAGCAUCAGCGCACCAAACGACAGGCGAUCAGCGCCGAACCAGCCAACGUCCAGCAGCUGAGUCACGUGACCCUGCCCAACGUCCCCAAGAGUGCCAAGUCAAAGGAACUGAUCAAGUCAGCUAUCCUGGACAAUGACUUCAUGAAGAAUCUGGAGAUGUCUCAGAUCCAGGAGAUAGUGGAUUGUAUGUAUCCAGUGGACUAUGACAAAAACAGCUGUAUUAUUAAAGAAGGGGAUGUGGGCUCCCUCGUCUACGUCAUGGAAGAGGGAAAGGUUGAAGUGACUAAAGAAGGAUUGAAGCUGUGCACCAUGGGACCAGGAAAGGUGUUUGGAGAGCUCGCUAUCCUUUAUAACUGCACCAGGACGGCCACUGUGAGAACUGUGACCAGUGUGAAGUUAUGGGCCAUCGACAGACAGUGCUUCCAGACCAUCAUGAUGAGGACAGGACUCAUCAAACAUGCAGAGUACAUGGAGUUAUUGAAAAGUGUCCUGACAUUCCGGGGUCUUUCAGAAGAAAUAUUGAGCAAGCUGGCUGAUGUCCUCGAGGAGACACACUAUGAAGAUGGCGACUACAUCAUUCGCCAGGGGGCAAGAGGAGACACAUUCUUCAUUAUCAGUAAAGGAAAGGUGACAAUGACUCGGGAGGACUGUCCAGGUCAGGAGCCAGUCUACUUGCGUUCAAUGGGGAAAGGAGACUCGUUUGGGGAAAAAGCCCUACAAGGGGAGGACAUCAGAACAGCUAAUGUCAUCGCAGCAGAGACUGUCACCUGCCUUGUGAUUGACAGAGACUCAUACAAACACCUGAUUGGAGGCCUGGAAGACGUAUCCAACAAAGGCUGUGAAGAUGCAGAGGCAAAAGCAAAAUAUGAGGUGGAGAACGCCUUCUUCUCUAACCUAAACCUGUCUGACUUCAACAUCAUCGACACUCUUGGAGUUGGAGGAUUCGGACGCGUUGAACUGGUGCAGCUCAAGAGUGAUGAGGUGAAGACAUUUGCAAUGAAGAUCCUAAAGAAGCGCCACAUCGUGGACACGAGACAGCAGGAGCAUAUCCGAUCAGAGAAACUAAUUAUGCAGGAGGCGCAUUCAGAUUUUAUAGUCAGACUCUAUAGGACGUUUAAGGACAGUAAAUACCUCUAUAUGCUAAUGGAAGCGUGUUUAGGUGGAGAACUGUGGACUAUCCUCCGAGACAGAGGAAACUUUGACGAUUCAACCACACGGUUUUACACUGCGUGUGUGGUGGAGGCGUUCGCUUACCUGCAUUCCAAAGGCAUCAUAUACAGAGACCUCAAACCAGAGAACCUGAUACUAGACCACAGAGGCUACGCCAAACUGGUGGAUUUUGGCUUUGCUAAGAAGAUCGGCUUUGGGAAGAAGACCUGGACAUUCUGUGGUACUCCAGAGUAUGUGGCACCAGAGAUCAUCCUGAAUAAAGGACAUGACAUCUCCGCAGAUUACUGGUCCCUCGGCAUCCUCAUGUACGAGCUACUGACCGGCAGUCCUCCUUUUUCAGGACCAGAUCCAAUGAAAACAUACAACAUCAUUCUAAGAGGCAUUGACAUGAUAGAAUUCCCCAAAAAAAUUACCAAAAAUGCUGCCAAUCUAAUCAAAAAACUAUGCAGAGACACACCCUCUGAAAGAUUAGGAAACUUGAAAAACGGUGUCAAAGACAUCCAGAAGCACAAAUGGUUUGAAGGGUUUAACUGGGACGGAUUGAGGAAGGGGACACUGACGCCCCCCAUCAUCCCUAAUGUAACAUCAUCCACGGACACCAGUAACUUUGACAGCUUUCCAGAGGACAAUGAAGACCCACCGCCUGAUGAUAACUCAGGAUGGGAUACAGACUUCUAAACAGGCUUAAACACACAUGUGCACACAUACACAGACACACACGUCAGCCUGGGAUACACAUGCUGCACUACUAUAUGGACUGAAGGAGAAAUGUGGGAAGAAGCAGAGGGAGAAGAAGAAGAUGGAUUUUUGUCCAUCAUGAAAUGAAGUGACUGUCAAGACCGGGAGAAAAAAAUUAAUGUCUUGUGUGAGCGUGUCUGUGUGCGUGUUCACCUUUGACCCUUAAUAACCACCUUUACUGUGAGAUAACCGAGGAGACAGUCCAUUUAGGGAGAAGGCUGUGACCUCAGUGAUUUGUUCUUCUCCCUGAUUGGCUGUAAACUCUUCAUUCACCAAUCUGUGUGCAGACUACUCUAAAGAAGACCACGCUGUAUGUCGCAGGAGUCCAGACAGACCUGAAUGUUGCUCUUAAAGUAAUACUCAUUCGUUUUAGCACAUGUAAAUAAUAGCAUAUCACUACCCUGAAAAACUCACACGUACGCUGGCGUUCCCGACAUGUAUCGGUUUAACUCUCAUGUGUAUCAUAAUACGUCAAUCAUAAAGACUCGGUUUCAACCUCUUCAAACACACACAGACAUUAUAGAUACAUCUUCUCGCCUCUCUUUGCUGUUAAUUUAUUGUUGGUUAUGAUAUUCUGAACCCAGCACUGGUUUUCUCAAACUUUAUCCCAUGAAAUGAUGUGCCUCAAAUUCAUAGCUCCAUUGAUGGUGUACUGUAUUUGUCGUCUCAGAUUUAUAAUAAUGAUGAGGUAAGUACUGACCACUGUGAACGAACAGAUCUUAAAUAGGAACAGAGCGUCAAUAAAACAGGAACGGACCUGGGAUUGGUUUGGCCUUUAUGGCCAUUUCUUAAACCCAAUAUUCGAAUGCAGGUACAACAUACUCAUGAUUUCUCCAGAGAAUCAGCCAUGUCAGAUCACGAACAGUAUUAGUGCCUUAAAUCAAUGGCAUUCUGUGACGCUCCUCAUGCUGCAUGUCAGAAUACAAUCCCUUCAGCCUGCUGCUGUCCAUCUGUCUAGUUUUUUUUUUUUACACAAUAAAGCGACUGUUUUAGACACUCCCUGUAUCCUCACAUGAUCUUCAGCUGUCUUUAAUACGUCUCAAAUGUUUGUUCUGUGAACUUUAUUAUUUUGAUCCAAAUAUAGAAAUUCUGUCCUGUU
Molecule: messenger RNA, 3672 nt
Organism: Ctenopharyngodon idella (grass carp)
Lineage: Eukaryota; Metazoa; Chordata; Actinopteri; Cypriniformes; Xenocyprididae
Gene: prkg1a
Product: protein kinase cGMP-dependent 1a
Exons: 18
Coding region: 459-2513 (684 amino acids)
Biological process (GO): protein phosphorylation
Molecular function (GO): ATP binding; cGMP-dependent protein kinase activity
Source: RefSeq, a predicted model, not a curated record